GGUGUUGAAAAAUUAUUGCCCCGAAUGGAAGUAGAAAUGUUAUUCUAGAAUUGAACUGAUGAUUAUUGCAAGCGUGCUGUGGUGUAGUGGAGAUCACAAAGAAUAUACUGUCUGUCGUUCAAAAUCUUAAAACUGUAAUUGACUUCGACUAUUUUAUUGCUACAAACGCAAUUUGUAUGAAGACAGGAUGGGCGUGACACUGGAGAGAGUGCAGUUCAAGUUUGCCUCCAUCAUAGGAGAGCUCUGCAGUGAGCCCAGGGUGUUGUCUCAGUUUGCUGUGUGGCUGGACCUUAGACUGGCAGAGUAUAAGCUCAGAGGCUCUAUCUCACUUGAAUGUUCCAAUGAGAAACCCGACCCAACAUGGAUGAAUGGAAUCAAGGAUGAGCGGCCUCCCGAGACAGUAUUACCCUAUGGGGUGGCUGGGAACAAGUCAAAGAGAAAACUUCGGGACUUGCCAUACUCGAACAAUGCAGCUCAGCGUCAUCAGUCGUCAAGAGCAAUGACCUACCCAAGUGUUUCUGCAGAAAAUCUGACGUUUCAGAGACCAGACCACCAAAUUCACUCCAUAGACAUUCCAGAUCAUGUGUCCAGUUCACCAGUGGGCAGGAACCAGAGUUUCACGGAUUUGCCCACAGAUCACACGGAAAACAGACUGUCUCAGAGUGGACCAGUGAAACAGGAGGUGGUGGAGAACAGCCCAGUUUUCCCAGUGGCUAUGAUAUCCUCCAAUGAACUCCGAUCAACACUUACCUCAAAAAGUGCUCCAUCAACGAACCGCAGGAAAAGGCAGCCAUCUGCGAUUGUACGUAACACCAGCGCCCAGUUACUCUUGGGGAGCAACUUCGCUAGUCCUGGCAGCUCUGAGGACGAUCCCAUGCCCGACUCUUACUUCUCCUCUGCCUCUCCGAGCAAGAUGUGUAAAGUGACAGAAGCCAGUGCUGCACAGUCCACUUCCGAAACAGUUACAGAGACAGACUCUAGCAUGUGUGACCUGUCGAAAGCUGAAGAGUUUCCAGUUGACAGCACCACUAGCAGCCCCAUGACAGCAGGCCAAUCAGAGGCUGUGCCACAGCCCCCUGGUGGAGGAGACGUGCCAUCAACCUUGUCAAGAGAAGACAACUCCACCUUCAUUCCUCCAGUGGUGGAGGGUCAGACUCUGGAACAGGCAGAGGGCAGUCAGGCUUUCGAAUGUGACAUAUGUGGCAAAACUUUCGCCGACCAAUACAACCUCACUGUGCAUGCUCUGUGUCACACAGGGGCAAAGACGGCCGUCCUGUUCUUUUGCGAGAACUGUGAAGUGUCCCUGUCAAAGGAAGAGGCUUUGUUGCACAUUGAAGUGUCGCAUGUGGUCGAGGAACGGAAGGUUCAGUCACAACCGCUGCCGUGCCCGUUUUGCACGAAUUGUUCUUGAAGAAACGCUACCUCAGAGAGCAUCUGCGCAUCCAUGCUGCAAAACCUGAACGAAAGUGCCCUAGAUGUUGGGGUGGCAUUUGUAUGGCGGGCCAGCCUCAACAAUCAUUUGAAGAAAUGUAACAAGUGACUUUGCUAAAGCCUUACCUCCUGGCUUUGUUUAGAAGACAAAAAGGCAUCAGUGCUUGGCUAUUGGACCAGUUGCCAGUUCUUUAAAACUCAAAUUUGGCUUUAAUAUGGAUUUCUGUCACUGCAGUAUUCAGAAUUUUAGGAUAGAAUAGAUUAUUUCACAGUGCACUGAGGUGAACCUUUGAUGACUUUGGCUAACACUUACAAAAUUUGGCUUGCCUUCUAGCUUUGCUCAUCAACAGAUGUGCAUUGGUACAUAAAAAAAAGUAUUGUAUGUUUUUAACAAUUUCACCAUUUUACGGUUUUGAAAAUAAGAACACCUUUUACCUUAUGUAUAUAGACUGUAUACAGAUCUAGUGCCAGUUAUGGACAGGGAAUUUGUCGGCUUUCCCAGGGUUUCAAGUGCUGGCAGUGCAUUGGGGCAGGAUUCAUGUGGUCUUACAUGACGUGUGUGGAAGAUGACCUGCCCCCAGGCCAAUAUGGCAUACAUAAUUUACUCUCAGCUCACUAUGGGUCAAAAUUUGUGUCGCGCGGAAAAGUGUUUUUGUGAUUUUUUUCUGAUAUCAACGGUGUUUAUGUUGUCUUUUUUGUUCUUUGAAUUACAUGGGCAAGAAUAUAUAAAGAGUUACUGGGAUGUGUACCGAGAAAUUUAGGCAGUUUUUGUGUGUUUCUUCAGCAGUAAAAGCUCAUUUUAGGCACUAGGCACAACAUCUUUGUAAACUAAGGGCAUGAACUAAUUGAAAAAAAAGCAAAACUCCAAAGGAUAGAUAGACGAUGAGGGCAACAUUUCACAUUGAAAUCUUUGUCCCAAAAAUUAUCAAUAUUACAUGAAAUUGUUGCACGUGUCAAAAGUUUAGAAUUUUGUUAUGUGGCUAUCCAUUCUAUUUAGGAGCGUAAAUAGCUCUACAUAUCCCAGUAACAAUUCUAAGAAGAUGCAGCAUAUAUACAUGUAUGCAUGUAUAUUAAGAAUACGUGUCGUUCAGAGUUUUAGUGAUUGAAUGUUCACUUCAUACAUGUACUUAAAUGUGUGUCCGUUCGAUUGUCAAAUGGGACAAAAACAUCAUUGAGAUACCUCACAAAUGUCUCUGCAUUGACAUUUCAAGUAUUUGUACAUUCACAGAGAUGUAUUAGUUCUAUAAUUUACAUGCAACUGUUGUUUGUUCAGCCUGGUGUAUAUCUAGUCUUUAUGCUGUAAGAAUCCAUGUCGUCUUUACAUAUAUUCCCCACGUCGUCUAAGUCAGGUGAAACCCCACUACCCCACAAAUAAGGGAGACAAAUCUUGCAUCCCUUGAAACAGCAGACUACAGACUACUCAGUCUGGGACGCUGUAUUGUUAAAUAUCGAUGAUAGUAUAUUCUCAAGUGAUUCAUGUUGUCAUCAACGGGAUGAUUAUGAUGCUCUUUGGGUUAGCAAGAUACACUUCUUGAAUUUUAAGAUUUCUGUUGUACGCAUUUUGUGUACUGUGGUGAUGAAAAUUGAAAAGUGUCAAAGAUCAGUUACGUGCACCAUUUUCGCUUCAGCGCAGUUUCAGAGCAAUAGCAUGUGACCCUCAGUGACAUCCCCAAACACCAACAUUCUAGGUGUCGUGACUUUGUCAGGGCAUAAUGUUGCAGUGUUAGUUACGAUCAACUCACAUAAUGCACAAGCAGUCGGGGUCUGUAGUGGUUUUGUGGGGGGCCUCCGUGAGGUUAGAGGUUUAAUAGCGGGCUAGCCCAGCGUAAUGAUCCAAGAUCUUACUACGGUCAUCGCUAUGAGUUCAAGUCCAGCUCAUGUUGGCCUCGUAGUAUGGUCUGCCAGUAACAUGCGGACGGUCGUGUGUUUCCUCCUUACGUGUGUCGUUUUCUUCCACCAUAAUGCUGGUCGCCUUCACAUUAGUGAAAUAUUCCUCAACACGGCUUAAGACUACUGUCAAAUAAAUGAUGACCAGGCCUCGAAAGUGCCAGUUAAAAUUCAAGAAAAAACAUUAUCGAUAUGUUUUACACUGUUGCAUACUUUGUCAGUGUGAAACGAAUAGUCCAUUCAUCGGUAGCUUAUAUACACGUAUACCGAAUUUAAAAGUAUUUACGAGUGUUUAGAUGUCAGCAAUGUUUAUAGUGUAUACAUGUUUGAUGGACACUUCCUUUUCUAUCGUGUUUAUCGAAUGUACGUGAGCAGUCGUAAAA
Molecule: messenger RNA, 3701 nt
Organism: Liolophura sinensis
Lineage: Eukaryota; Metazoa; Mollusca; Polyplacophora; Chitonida; Chitonidae
Product: fez family zinc finger protein 1-like
Exons: 4
Coding region: 188-1411 (407 amino acids)
Source: RefSeq, a predicted model, not a curated record